Molecule: messenger RNA, 4019 nt
Organism: Anolis sagrei ordinatus
Lineage: Eukaryota; Metazoa; Chordata; Lepidosauria; Squamata; Anolidae
Gene: CTC1
Product: CST telomere replication complex component 1
Biological process (GO): positive regulation of DNA replication; telomere maintenance via telomere lengthening
Cellular component (GO): CST complex
Molecular function (GO): telomeric repeat DNA binding; single-stranded DNA binding
Source: RefSeq, a predicted model, not a curated record
CCUGACUACGCAGUUGCAGUGACGUCAGCGGGGCGGGGCUUGGGGUUUGGAAAGGCGCGCGCAUGGAGGAGGCUUCUGUCCCUGAGCGGGAGUGCAGCGGUGGCGCCUUCCUCCAGGUCCUGGAGCAGCACUGGGCGCGGGUGGGCUUCGGCCUCGACGGGAGGCCUGCGGAGGCGGCUUGGCGGUGCUUGGGCCGCGCUCUGGGUCCGGGGUCUUCUGGGGACCUCCUCAGCGGCUACAGCCUUGUCUCCAUCUCCGACCUACAGUCGCAACAACGUGAGCCUUGCUGUAGCCUUCUUACAUGGAGCUCUGAAAAGUUCAAUAAAUGGGUUCACCAGAAUGAAGGCCUUUUGCCGAACCAGAAGGUUUUGCAACAGACGAACUUGAUCCUCUUUGGCUAUUUAACAAACGAAAGACCUGAAGAGAAAGACAAAUGGGUGGAUGGCAGUUUGUAUGUGCGGGAUAACACUGGCACGUUGCCCUGUGAGCUCCUGCAUUUUCAGCCUGAUUGGCUGGGAUGUUUGUUCCUGUUUCCCAGUUGGGUCUUCAUUCCCCAAAGAGAACAAUAUGUGGAAAUUUUGGAGGAUCCUAUCCCAGUUAUACCUGGCCCAGAGAAGACCAUUAAUAUUGUCCCUGUCUUCUAUCCGGAAUCAGCUGUACAACUACUCAAUGCUAGGCCCCGGUGUGAGCAGCUGGUGAAGUUGAAUGUGGCUGGUGAACUGUUCAGACUAAGCAAUAUUCUUUACAUGCACCACAAGGCUUUCUUCUUCCUCUUCCUGAAGUGCUUUCAUUCAGCCACUUGUGUCCCAAUACUUGUACAAAAGGCUCCCCAUUUAGUUUGGCGUCAUGCAUUGCAGCUGGGUCAUAGAUACAUCCUAACUGAUUUGAAGAUAUCUUGCCUGAAAGCUUCCAAGAUAAAUGUAUUCAUUACUAGCUCUUCCUCAAAUCUUCGGCUGUAUUGUGUGGAACAGGUGACGGAGCAAUUUCUGGACAAUGCUACAGAGAGAGAUCUAGUUGUGUCUAUUUCUUCCAUGUCCUCUGUGCAGCCAAAUACAAUGUUGGAGGUAAAAGAGAAAGAGAAGAUAGCAGUUCCUUGUAUGAAGUCCAGGAUGAUGUCCUACACCGGCAUAAUUACCCGUGUGCUUAAUGCCCAAGCUGGCCUUAUUGAACUGGAUAGCAAGUUCAUUCUCUGCCUGGCUUAUCAGCAGUUGUUGAAUUGUGGACGUGGACUCCGGCCGGGAGCUUGCAUAGAGCUUCAAGGCAUCCACCUUGUUCAGAAUGCUGUGGCUACUUCCCCGUCCAUUCUUGGCGCUUGUUUGCACAGCACUGUUGUGCUAAAGAGUUUUUCGGCAUACAGUACUUUACAUCAGCCCAUUACUUCCUUUGGAAAUUUGUAUAUUCAACUGCUCUUGCGUUAUAAUCUAAGCCUGCCAUAUUAUCUGUGGCUAGUCAGCUUGUUAGAGACGUUUCAGCAGAGGUUCGGUUGUUUCAUUCCUUUCCAGCAAGCUCAAAGUGCAGCAGAGAAGUUUAUUGGUCCUGUUCUGGAGUGUUUGGUGCUAUCCAGGAAGCAAGAAAGAAAUGUGCACCUUGAGAUUCUGGCAGAACCGCACCCCUGUCCCAUAGAACAGAAUCAGUCCCUGGAGCCACCAUGUCAGAUUCCACCUUUUUCCAUGUUGUAUCCUAUGAUUGAGAAGCAUUAUCAGGAGAGCUUCAGUCCCUUGCAUCAACAAAGUUCAACCUCAGAGCACCACAACACCCAGGAAUUGAAUGAUAGAUUGGACUGGUCCUGUUGCAGUUUAUCUGCUGAGAGCUUUCACCCUCGCAUGGUUUUGCUUGGCAUGCUGAAGUGCUCCAGAAGAGGAUACCUCAACUUACAAGACAAACGUAAAACACUUCCUUGUGUAAUAUUCCACAAAGAUGGCCGACCAUUUGCAGAAACAUCUCUGAUAGGGUGCCUGCUGCAGGUUGAAAUAUUUCAGCUUAUAAUGGAGCAAUUUUGUCAAUGCAGCGUUUCUUCGUGUCAGCAGCUGGAGACACCCAAGCAUGUAAAGAACAAGAAACCAAGGAUUUAUGUUCAAUUCUUUUUUGAAGAUGCAAAAAUCAUUCAUACUCCUGAAAAGGGAGUUCCAAGGGGCUCCACACUCCUUGAGAAUAGAAAUGCCGAGAGCCCCACCAUCAAGGGAAACACCUUUUCUGGGGAGAAGGACAAUGACACCUCAGCAGCUGAGCACAGAUCCUCAGAUGUAUUAAAUACAGAGAGGACAAAACCAGAAGCCAGUAUGCUGGAACCGUCUGUGGAUAGUAGCUAUGUGUCCCGUCUAUUUCUGGUGACUCAAAAAGAGGGGCUUUCACGGCGCAACUAUCUGCCCAGGUCGGAAGGCAACAGAGAGGAUGGUCAAGCAGCACCACUCUGCUUUCAGGUCAUAGUGCAAUGGAUGAGCAAACCUGAGCUGUGCAAGAGUCUGGUAGAAAAUGUGGACCAUACAAUCUCUGCUGUUGAAAGGACCAAUAAAGGUCAUACAAAUGUGUUGCUGUUGUUCCAGCGGAAAUCACUCCGGUGGUUCACAUUCCUUCACCCUGACCAUAUGUAUCAGCUCAUCAUACCUGAGUGUUCGGACUUGGCUGUGUUUGACAAACUGUGCUCCUCACCGACACCAGGCAGCCUCUUGAAUUCAUUGAACAGUUCCUUGUUUCUGCCUGUUCCAGAUGCUGCUCUCCUGCACCACAUGAGCCAGAUUCCUCAGUCAGUUUCAUCUAUGACGGAACAAAAGUUCUUCUCCAUUGAAGAGAUACUCAGUGAUAGGUUCACGGGAUCCCUUGUUUCUUUCUCUGGAGAAGUAGUGGAGAGGCAUUUGUGUAAAUCUCUCGCUGGAAGGAAAUCAAGAACAGAUACCCAGCAAAAGGCAAGCCCUCUGUCCUUGGAUUACACUGUAAAGCUGAGCAUAGCACCAGCGCCUGCUUCCCCAGUUUGGUUGGAUGUGUACAUCGAAGCGUCUUUCCUGCCAUAUCUUUUGGGCAUCCUCCCAGGAGCCAAGAUAACCUUCCAGAAUGUGCAGCGCAAAAUUUCCAGGUUCAGCAAUGUUUACUGUACUUACGUUGCAUCUAGCUGCAUGUGCAUUCUGACUCCUCCACUUAACAACCUUUCUUACCGGUAUCCAGAUCUCACUUCUGUCCUUUCAGGAGUACAUUUGUACAAUGUAGCGCUUCAGCCUCCUACUCUGUGCCAAGUAAAGGUCACUUGCCACGUGACUUGUGUCCUUUUUUUGUCUCUCCGUUGGACUUGCUCUAUCUGCAACAGUGUCUUUAUAGAGGGCAGGUGGAGCCAGAAUCAUUCAGCUUGUUUGUCACAUACUGGAGUGAGUAACGUGAAUGCUAAAAUCCUCAUAGAAGAUGGCACGAGUGAGUUUGCGGUUUUAUGCAAGAACCAGCAGGUGCAGAAAAUCCUGUCUCUGAGCCCUAAGGAAUGGAGUGUUAUAGAGCGUCACAUUCAAAGCAAGGGCAGUAUCUACAUUCAGCCCAGCCAGGGGGCAGGGAGAACCGAAGAGCAUGAAGACAUACUCACUUGGUAUCUAAGAAGCUUAUGCAGAAGCCCCCUUGUCUGUCGGACCAUUCAGUUGACUUUCAAACUGGACAGAAAAUUCUCCAAGAUUCAGGAGGCAGGACCAAGACAGUUAAGAAAGUUUUGCUUGAAUGAAUUAGAAUUCUUAAGCCACGUAAGGGCUGCCUGCAACUUGCUAUGUCUGAACAUCCAGGAGGAUACAUAAACAGCGGAAAAGGACAAGCUAAGCAUUAUACUUGUUUCCCAUUAUUUGUCCUGCAUAGAGGAAGAAUAAAGACAUUAUUUUUGUAUUUACUUUAACAUUUGGAAGAAAAAUGAACAUUUUAAUCAGUGUUCUGAAAAGCAACUUAUUUUCUCUCUAUAUAAAUAUAUCCUAGUAUAUGCUUAUAAUACAAAAGUACAGAAAAUAAAUUUUGUAUAUUAAAAUGCAAUAAAAAUGUUUACAUUUAUUUUAAUAAAA